CGAAACGAAACGGAAACGCGUAUCGGUAUCCCUGUCUGUCGCCAACCAUCUUCGUUGGUUGUUGUUGUCCUUCUUCUUCUUCUUCUUCUUCUUCAUCAUCUACACAACAAUCGAAGCAUCUACAAAUUUGACACAGCUGAGCUGAAAGCACAGAGCUGAGCAGAGCGCUCUGCGUGCUGUCUUCCCCCAUCCCCACUAUUUUCAAACCCCCACCCCACCCCAUAAAGCAAUAGCAGAAGAAACAAAUCAUUCCUUCCCUUCCCUGCCCUCCGCUAUCACCGCUCAUCGUCCCCCCCCUCCCCCUCUCUCUCUUUCUUUCCUGUAGACCCACAUGAGCUAAUGACCCGAUGACGGCGACGUUUACUACUCACCAGCAGCACAACCAGCAGCAGCAGGAGGAGGCUCUUCCUCCUCGGCCGGAGCCGACCCAGACCGUCCGGAAGCUCGUGGUGGAGAUCAUUGAAGCCCGGGACCUCCUCCCCAAGGAUGGCCAAGGCAGCUCCAGCCCUUACGUCAUCGCCGAGUUCGACAACCAGAAGAAGCGCACCUCCACCAGAUUCCGUGACCUCAACCCCGUAUGGAAUGAAGCCCUCGAGUUCCUCGUCUCCGACCCCGACAACAUGGACCUCGAGGAGCUCAACGUCGAGGUCUACAACGACAAGAAGUUCAGCGGCGGCAGCGGCCGCAAGAACCACUUCCUCGGCCGCGUCAAGCUCUACGGCUCCCAGUUCCCCAGGCGGGGCGACGAGGGCCUCGUCUACUACCAGCUCGAGAAGAAGAGCGUCUUCAGCUGGAUUAAGGGCGAGAUUGGCCUCAGGAUCUACCACUUCGACGAGCUCGUCGAGGACAACCUCCCGCCUCCUCCGCCGGACGAACAGCAGCAGCAGCCGCCCCCGGACCAGCGUCAGCCCCCCGUCAUGGUGGUGGAGGAAAUCCGGCCAAUGGCCAUGGACUGCGGCGAGCCGAUCCAUCCCCACCACGAGGGGUCCCAUUCGCCUCCGCUGGUCGUCAUCGAGGAAUCUCCUCAGGUCCCUGCGCAUGACCCCAUGAUGCAUUUGCAUCCAGAGCCGCAGCCUGAAGGGAUGAUACCGCCGUCCAUGGCCUGUCCGUUUCCAGGUCCAGGUCCAGGUCCAGGUCCAGGUUCCGGUCCCGGUCUCGGUCCCGGUCCGCCGUCGGAGCAGCAGUACCCUCCGCCGGACGUGAGGAAAAUGCAGGCGCCGACUGCUGGGGAGAGGGUGAGGGUUCUGAGGAGGCCGAGCUGCGAUUUCGCUCCGAGGGUGAUCCCGAAGCAGCACCGUAGGUUCGCCAGCGAGGCUGAGAAGAUCCACCCCUACGACCUCGUCGAGCCUAUGCAAUACCUCUUCAUCAGGAUCGUUAAGGCGCGUGGGCUCUCCCCCAACGAGAGCCCCUACGUGAAGGUGCGGACCACCGGCCAUUACGUCCGGUCGAAGCCGGCCGUCUACCGCCCCGGUGAGCCCCCCGACUCGCCGGAGUGGCAACAGGUCUUCGCCCUGGGACACAACAAGCUCGAGUCGGCCAGCUCCACGCUCGAGAUCUCUGUCUGGGAUUCCCCGUCGGAGAACUUCCUCGGUGGCGUCUGCUUCGACUUAUCGGAUGUCCCCGUGAGGGACCCACCCGACAGCCCACUGGCGCCACAAUGGUACCGCCUCGAGGGCGGUGAGCAGGGCCGUGUCACUGGUGACAUCCAGCUCUCCGUCUGGAUUGGUACGCAGGCUGACGACGCCUUCCCGGAAGCAUGGAGCUCGGAUGCGCCAUACGUGGCCCACACCCGCUCAAAGGUCUACCAGUCGCCUAAGCUUUGGUACCUCCGGGUUACUGUGAUCGAAGCUCAGGACCUCCAAAUCCCUCCGAACCUGCCUCCUCUGGCGACUCCAGAGAUCCGGGUCAAGGUUCAGCUCGGGUUCCAGUCUGUGAGGACGAGGCGAGGCUCGAUGGGCAACCAUGCUUCAUCGGUCCAUUGGAAUGAAGACCUCGUCUUCGUGGCGGGGGAGCCCCUCGAGGACUCGCUGAUUGUCCUGGUGGAGGACCGAACCAGCAAGGAGAUCAUGCUCCUUGGGCACAUUAUGAUCCCAGUGGGAUCGAUCGAGCAGCGAAUUGAUGAGCGGCAUGUUCCAGGGAAGUGGUUCCCACUGGAGGGCGGUGCCGGAGGUGGCCCCGGUGGUCCAUCCUAUUGCGGGAGACUAUACCUCCGUCUCUGCCUCGAGGGCGGUUAUCAUGUUCUUGAUGAAGCUGCCCACGUUUGCAGCGAUUUUCGGCCCACCGCAAAGCAGCUAUGGAAGCCUGCGGUCGGGAUCCUCGAGUUGGGCAUUUUGGGGGCGCGCGGGCUACUCCCGAUGAAGGCCAAGGGGCCAGGGAAGGGGUCCACGGAUGCCUACUGUGUGGCGAAGUACGGUAAGAAAUGGGUCCGCACCCGGACGAUAACCGACUGCUUCGACCCGCGCUGGAACGAGCAGUAUACAUGGCAGGUCUAUGACCCCUGCACUGUUCUCACGGUUGGUGUUUUCGACAACUGGCGGAUGUUCAGUGACUCGUCGGAGGGGAAACUGGACUGCUCGAUUGGAAAGAUACGUAUCCGAGUAUCCACAUUGGAGAGCAACAGGGUGUACACGAAUUCAUACCCGCUGCUGGUCUUGUUGAGGUCUGGGUUGAAGAAGAUGGGUGAGGUCGAGCUCGCAGUCCGGUUCGCCUGCCCCUCCCUCCUGCCUGACACGUGCGCGGUCUAUGGGCAGCCUCUGCUGCCCCGAAUGCACUACCUCCGCCCGCUCAGGGUGGCCCAGCAGGAAGCUCUGCGGGGAGCUGCCACCAAGAUGGUGGCAGCCUGGCUUGCCAGGUCGGAGCCGCCUCUCGGGCCCGAGGUCGUGAGGUACAUGCUGGAUGCGGACUCUCACACAUGGAGCAUGAGGAAGAGCAAGGCCAACUGGUUCCGCAUUGUAGCGGUGCUUGCCUGGGCAGUCGGCCUGGCCAAGUGGCUCGAUGAUAUCCGGCGGUGGAGGAACCCAAUCACGACGGUCCUCGUCCACAUCCUAUACCUCGUUCUCGUAUGGUAUCCAGACCUGAUAGUCCCCACGGGGUUCCUUUACGUGUUCCUGAUUGGUGUAUGGUACUACAGGUUCCGUCCCAGAAUCCCAGCUGGGAUGGACACCAGGCUCUCCCAAGCUGAGACGGUUGAUCCGGACGAGCUCGAUGAGGAGUUCGACACUAUUCCGAGCUCAAAGCCAUCAGACAUUGUCCGUGCACGGUACGACCGGUUGAGGUUGCUGGCAGCUCGGGUCCAGACGGUCCUGGGUGAUUUCGCCACCCAAGGGGAGAGGGUCCAGGCCUUAGUGAGCUGGAGGGAUCCAAGAGCCACCAAGCUGUUCAUAGGAGUGUGCCUUGCAAUCACACUGACACUCUACGUCGUGCCGCCGAAGAUGGUGGCAGUGGCACUCGGGUUCUACUAUCUCCGCCACCCGAUGUUCCGGGAGCCAAUGCCUCCAGCAAGCCUGAACUUUUUCCGGCGACUCCCGAGUUUAUCCGACCGGCUAAUGUAGGAAACUAUGAAACUAUGGGAAGCGUUCAUUAAUUAAUUUAGCCUUGAUUUUUGGGGGUGGUGAUGGGGAAGGGGUUGGAGACAACAGAGGGCACUGUUUUUGUGUUGAAAAAAAGUUGUCGUGAAAAACCCAAAAAAAUAACGUUAAAAGAAGUGAAGAAAAGUGGGACAUUGCCAUGAUUGCAAUUCUUUUCAUUUCUCA
This is a messenger RNA of Punica granatum (pomegranate), 3752 nucleotides long. The record is from RefSeq and is a predicted model, not a curated record. Lineage: Eukaryota; Viridiplantae; Streptophyta; Magnoliopsida; Myrtales; Lythraceae.